This is a messenger RNA of Adineta ricciae, 1656 nucleotides long. Lineage: Eukaryota; Metazoa; Rotifera; Eurotatoria; Adinetida; Adinetidae. The record is from the annotation of a GenBank genome assembly.
AUGAAUUCCGGUGUUCCGUUAAUCAUUGGCCUUUUCUUAUUAUUCACUCCUAAAUCAUUUUGUUUAAAUGUUUUAUUAACUAGUAUCGGCCAUGCUGGUCAUGUUACACCUAUAUUCGAAUUAGCAAAAUCAUUGGAACAUCAUAAUAUUACAUUUGUAACUCAACCAUUAGCUCAAUCUUACGUUAAUUUCAAUUAUUUUUCUAAGACAUCUUCAUUUCGUCUUAUUUACACGAAUGAUUCAAUCGAUGCAUUUAUAGCUGAAAAACAAAAAGAACAACAACUUAUUGACUUCGCUGCUAAUCAUGGAUUUUUCGAUAACAUGGGUUAUACAACAGAACUAUUGAAUGGCGAUGUCAAUUCUCUAUACAAUAAAAUAAUCCAUCUUUUAAUGAAUGAAAAAUUUGAUGUUAUUAUUGCGAAUUCAUUAAUCAAAGGCAUUCAUGCCCUAUCCAAACAAGCAAACACAUCUUGUGUCGUACAGAGUACAGAAUCCAUUCCAAAUAUGUUGGAUUUUAACCUACCAAAUAUAUUUUCAUUAUUAUCAAAAGAACAAAUGACUCGAAUCAAAUAUCGUAUCUAUAAUGUCAUCUACACUCUACGACUUGGAAUAAUUUUAAUAACAAAGAUCUUACCAACAGCUGGAAAGAUUAGUAAAUCUCUUCCACAAGUUCCAGGACCAUUUUACGAUAGUCUUUCGUUGAAAAAUAUUCUAUUAACUGAAACACAAUGUUUAGAGCUUUUCAAUAUCCCACCCACAUUCUACACACAAUCGUAUACAAAUCAUUAUACGAAAUAUCUUGGAGCAUUUAUAGAUGAACAAGGUAUUGAAUAUACCGAGAAUGAAUUGAGUACAUGGGUUAGAUCAAAAGCAAAUAAGUCGAUUAUAUAUGCUGCUUUUGGUACCAGUUCAUUGAUUAAAUUUAAUCGAAUGCAAAAUUUAAUCAAUGGCUUAGCGGAAUUUUUGCUUAAAAAUCCGAAUUGUUUUCUGUUAUUAGUACUUCGUGGAAUAAACUAUGAAUCAUAUCAAAUGGUACUCAAUGAAAUGAAGAAUGAAGAAUAUCAAAAUAUCUUCAAAGAUUCACAACGUGUUCGAAUCGAAACUGGAUUUGUUCAACAAAAAUGGAUUUUACAAGAAAAUUCAAUCAAAUUAUUUCUCAGUCAUUGUGGUAUGGGUUCAUGUUCAGAAGGAAUUUAUUUCCAAAAACCCAUCUUGUGCAUGCCAUUUAAUAUGGAUCAAUUUAUCAAUGGAAAUUCAAUUGUUCAAUUAGGAAUUGGAUUGUCAUUGUUUAUCCCUCCUUCGCUAUUUCAAUCAUUACUUCGACCGUAUGAUUUUUAUGAUUACAAUUUUACUUCUGAUAGUGUAACAAGGAAAUUAUCAGAAAUAUGGGAGAACAGUAAUUAUCAACAUAUGAUUAGAAUUAUGUCACUUGAAAUGAAACAUGCUGGUGGUGUAAAACAAGCAGUGAAAGAAAUUGAAUUUCUGGUUAAUUUAAACGGAAACUUAGAUCGUUAUGCACCGUUUCAAAGUACAUUAGUAUUCUAUCAGAGAUAUCUACUAGAUUUGAUAAUCAUAAUCAUCAUAUUACCUAUGACAAUUGUCGUUUAUGGACUUAUCAAAUGUUGUAAACGACGUCAAAAAGAAAAACGUGAUUAA